Messenger RNA from Scutellospora calospora, 842 nucleotides. Lineage: Eukaryota; Fungi; Glomeromycota; Glomeromycetes; Diversisporales; Gigasporaceae. The record is from the annotation of a GenBank genome assembly.
AUGAAAAGUAAACAUUUAGCUCAAAAAGAUAUAAAUUGCCUUGAAGUCACUGCCUUAAAUAAUGAAUAUGUUGGUCACGAACUUCAUCCAUUAGCAAAAUAUUUCAAUUCAAUGUUAAGAAAGCUACUAAAAGAAAUUCUUGAAGAAAUUCAUUUCUUGACAGUCAUGAUAAAAGCAGAUGCAACAAUGUUUUGUCAUAAUUCUGAACUAGGAAGAAAUAAUACAGGAGAAAAGUUGUUACAAGGUUAUCUACAAGCAAAGGAUUAUUUAAUAAGAUCGUUAGAGUCUAAUACUCAAUCUUGGGUAUAUGCGUUUACCAAUAAAUAUUUUACUACUGGUGUACAAUCAACUUCUUGUAAUGAGAGUAAAAACUCAACUCUAAAAUGCCUUUUUGAUACUUCGAAUCUUUCAUUAUAUAAAUUAUUUGACACUUUAGAAGAAAGGUACCAGGAAGAGAAUGACUACUAUAAAUUUGUAAACUGGAAACAGCUUAACAAAUUCGUAAUGCUUAAUAUAAUAAAGAAACAGGAGAAGCAAAUAAAUUUAAGUCUUCACUAUCAUGCUAUAGAAAUUAAUUUUGAAGUUAUAUUAUCUAAAGAGAAACAAGAAGGUCAUAAUAGUAAAAUCUGUAAAGAAAAAAAGCUUUUGAAUAUUGAUAAGAGUGAUGAAACCAAAAGCAAUAGUGAAGAAUUUUUGACAAGUUAUGAACAUAUACAAGAAAAAUUAGAUACAGUAAAACCAGAUAUUGGUUUAGUUGAAAUAAUAAAUAUAGUAAAUUAUCCUAAUGUAUUCUUACUAAUGCAAGUAGUUCAUAUUUUAAUAGGAUCAUAUGAUAUCGUAGU